This is a messenger RNA of Anguilla anguilla (European eel), 747 nucleotides long. Its product is annotated as polyubiquitin-B-like. Gene Ontology annotation, molecular function: ubiquitin protein ligase binding; protein tag activity. The transcript has 2 exons. Gene Ontology annotation, cellular component: nucleus; cytoplasm. Lineage: Eukaryota; Metazoa; Chordata; Actinopteri; Anguilliformes; Anguillidae. The coding region runs from base 172 to 633 and encodes 153 amino acids. Gene Ontology annotation, biological process: protein ubiquitination; modification-dependent protein catabolic process. The record is from RefSeq and is a predicted model, not a curated record.
UUCAGAACAUGGGUGGGAUCUGAAAUGAUCUUCUCUGCCUGUCUGACAAGUGUCUUCUCAAAGAUAGUCUGGAAUGCAGGGCGGAAUCCUCUUGAGCGACUCUCCAUUCGCACACAAAUCGAAAGUUCGACGUCCUAAAAGGCAUUUAUUCAAAAGAUCAAAUCUCUCGUUAUGGAGUUAACAAUCAAAUUCUUAGCUGGGGAUACUUUUUCCCUGUCCGUGGAACCGGGCACCACAGUCGGACAGCUGAAGUCCAUCAUCCAACAGAACGCGGACGUGCCCAGCUCAAUGCAGCGGCUAAGUACGCAGAAAGAACCCAGGAUUGACCUGAAAGACGACAGAAAAACUCUGCAGGACUACGGUCUGCAUUCGGAAUGCAUAGUCGCCGUGCUGGUCGUACAGCCCUUUCAAGUGUUUCUGAUAACCACUACCGGCCAGACGCACACCUACGACGUUUCCCCGGGAGAGACCGUCACUGAGUUCAAACUCAAGGUCGAAAAUAAGGAGCAGGUCCCCGUCCAGCAACAGAGGUUGAUCUACCAAUGUAAGCAGCUGAAGGAUGGCAGUAAACUGGAGGACUACGGUAUAGAACAGAGGAGCAACAUCCACCUCCUGGUGCGUCUGAGAGGCUGAAUCUGGUUCACUGCGCCAGUUUUUCCAUUAUUUUGAACUCUGCUUCUUUUAAUAUCUAAAAUUAUCUGAAUAAAAUGUUUAAAAAAAUUUGAAUACAAAUUCUAUUUAUAAGUA